This is a messenger RNA of Cucurbita moschata (crookneck pumpkin), 710 nucleotides long. Its product is annotated as 40S ribosomal protein S20-2. NCBI's taxonomy places the organism in Eukaryota, Viridiplantae, Streptophyta, Magnoliopsida, Cucurbitales, Cucurbitaceae. The record is from RefSeq and is a predicted model, not a curated record. The coding region runs from base 134 to 499 and encodes 121 amino acids. Gene Ontology annotation, cellular component: ribosome; cytosolic small ribosomal subunit. Gene Ontology annotation, biological process: translation. Gene Ontology annotation, molecular function: structural constituent of ribosome; RNA binding. The transcript is spliced from 4 exons.
UAGUAUUCGGGCCUGUAGUCCACUGAUAUUAAUAUGAAAACCCUAACUUCCAUACUCUAUCUUCCUCCUCCCUAAAUCCUCCAACUGCAGAACCUAGCAGCGGAAGCCGCCCUUGCUCCGGAAGUAAGCAAAUAUGGCGUAUGCAGCGAUGAAGCCUACGAAGGCUGGUUUGGAGGAUGCACAAGAGCAGAUCCACAAGAUUAGGAUCACUCUUUCGUCGAAGAACGUGAAGAACCUUGAAAAGGUUUGUGCUGAUUUGGUUCGGGGUGCCAAGGACAAGAGAUUGAGGGUUAAGGGGCCUGUGAGGAUGCCAACCAAAGUCCUGCACAUCACCACCAGGAAAUCUCCCUGCGGUGAAGGUACAAACACAUGGGACAGAUUUGAACUUCGUGUCCAUAAGCGGGUUAUUGACCUCUUUAGCUCUGCUGACGUUGUUAAGCAGAUCACAUCCAUCACCAUCGAACCGGGUGUUGAGGUUGAAGUCACAAUUGCAGAUUGAUGUGUUUUCCAAUAUUUCCCGAGUUCUAUACUCUGCUCGUAGUUAUUUAGAGGUCUAUGUACUCUGUGUGUCUGCCCUGCUUCAAAUCUGAAAUGUUAAGGUUAAUGCAUUAUCAUCCAUUUUUGUCAUAAUUUUGAAGUUCAUAACUUAUUUUGAGAGGAAGAUUUUGGCCUGCUGUUAUUUCGUUUAUAUAUCUUUGAAUUAUGUAUUU